This is a messenger RNA of Plasmodium fragile, 6006 nucleotides long. RefSeq lists its product as uncharacterized. The transcript has 2 exons. Bases 1 to 6006 code for a protein of 2001 amino acids. Gene Ontology annotation, biological process: fatty acid metabolic process. Gene Ontology annotation, molecular function: glycerophospholipase activity. NCBI's taxonomy places the organism in Eukaryota, Apicomplexa, Aconoidasida, Haemosporida, Plasmodiidae. The record is from RefSeq and is a predicted model, not a curated record. Gene Ontology annotation, cellular component: membrane.
AUGAAAAAAAAUGCAUACCUCAUCCUGGUUUACGGCAUUUACUCCAUUCUCAUGUUUUCUCUGUCCCUAAGAAUGCAAAAAAAUAUAUUCAAGUACAUAACUCCCAUUUCGAAGAGACUGAAUUUAAGCAAGUUUCGGAGAAUCAAAAUUUUCAGGAGAAAUCAGCGCAAGAGGGUGAAUGUCUUCAACGAUGUUGUGAAUAAGUACAUAGGACUGGACAUGUUCUUCAGAAAGCUGAACGACGUAACGGACACCCGGCAAAAGUUGAACUACAUAAACUUCCUUCACAGAAUUGUGGAGGACAAAACAUGUGAGCACCUGCUCUUCUCCAAUAAUCACAUAAGAACAAUUAUAUACCUACUAAAUGAGAGAUUUCUAAUUCUAAAAAAAAAUGAAGACAAAAAUGAACAAGUAGAUUACCAGAUCAUAUACAAACUUUUACUCAUAUUUAACAAUUUGUCACAGCAUAAAAAUUUUUAUCGAAUUAUUGUAAACGACUUUACACAUAAAAAUGAGAAAAUUUCUCUUCUGUAUAUUAUUAUGAAUAUUCUUAAUGAAAAGGAACAGACAAAUGAGACAUAUAAAGAAGCCAACUCUUUUUUUAGUUACUUCAUAUCCCUUUUUAAAAAUAACUCAGAUGGAACCAAGAGUCAGGAUGUGGAAGACACCUCUGAAGGGGGAGCAGAGGCCAAGGGGGAAAAAGAGAAAAAUCAAAUCAAGAAAGAAGAUAUAGAAGAAAUGAAAAAUAAAAUAGUUUUCCUAGGGAAAAAUAUACUGCUAAAAUUGAAGGAGGAAAAAAUGAAAGAAGAGGAAAUGUCCAGAAGAUAUGGCAUAACUGAUCAUGGAGAAAUGCUUACCAGUGUGCCAUACGUACCAGAAAAUUUCCCUGCACAGGAUGCCGAUCACACAUCGGAAAAAAAUCGGAAAGGAUAUGCCAACAAUGUACAUGACGGUGUAAAUUCACACUUUGACCAAAACAAAGAAGAGAACAAAAUGGAGAGCUCUAAAACGGCCAGUGUGGCGGGGGCCAUAGCUGGCCAGGGUGAUCCCCAUAAGAAGGGUAACUCAUUUGUGCACAGCGAUAGCUACGAUGCGGGGGACAACUCCCAUCCGAGGGAUAUGGAAAACGAUGAGGUAAACGGAGAACAGGCGAUAGGGGCCUCCACCGAUAACGUACUCUUCGUCCCCUUCUACUUCAACAAAAACGCAAAGGACAAUAUUCUAACCAGCGUGCUGGUGCAGUUUCAAAACGAGAAUAAUGUCAUUGUAUAUAAGAGGAAGACACGUGCGGGAAAUCAAGACCAAGCAGGAGAACAACCCUCCGUGGAGAAACUCAGAAAAAAAAACAUUAUAAACGGCCCAAACAGCCUGAACAAUGUAAGCAACACGAUAGAAUGGAUAGGAGAAGAAUACAACUGCAACAACUAUUUCGAUAUUUACGAAAAUUACGCAGAAGACGAUGUGGACAUAUUGAAAUAUGAGAAGAACAAAAACGGGAAGAGGCUCCACAUCAGGGAGGGAAGAAGUGAUAGGGAUGCAGGAGGUGAAGACAAAGCGAAUGCCGUGGAUGAUGUACAUGAAGAGGGGCGAGAAGUGGAAGGCGAAGACCAACGAGAAGAAGACGUCCAUGAGGAAGGAGAACAUCAGGAAGCACUAGAAGAAGAGGAUGAAGAGCUAGAACAACAAAGCGACUAUGAGGAAGAUUUACAAAAUGAUAAACAAGAAGAGAAGGAGGAAGACGAAAGUAAUUUGGACCAACAUAAAGUGAACGUCGUUUUGAAUGACUAUAAUGUGGAUAUUAAAGAUGUUGAAAUUAACCCACAGGCUAAGGUCAAUGGGGGCUCAGAAAAUAAAACCCGCUUCCUAAAUAUGGGCUUACUAGUACUUAUAAAGAAAAUUGAAAACGGGAAAGAGGACCGAUGGGUGAACCUCAAUACGGGGGGGGAUCCAAUGGGAAGGGGAAUAUAUGAGUCUUCCGAAAUGGAGCCUAGUGGCCGCUCUUCGUACACUGGGCAUGUUGCAGGGGAUACCCCAUAUGGGGGAAACACACCAACAGAGCAGAUGGAGCAGACGUACAUAAACAGCGCAGAUUUGAAGCAGACGUUUUACGGAACAGGAGAACCGCAAAGGGAGGUGGCACCCAUGGAGGAGUACGAAAAAAUAUACGUGAAACGUACUGAAGGGGGAGGGGAUGCACCAAAACAGGACAAAUACAUCCUCACCGGGUUCAUACAGCUAAACCUAGAUUUGUUGAAAAAUUUCAAAGUGAACAGUGAAGAGAAGGAUGCAAGGAGAAGCAAUUCCCUUCAUUUGGCCAGCCCUUAUCUGAAUUUCUCCCUAGUGGAAAAUUACAUCGAGUCAUUAUUCAAACACAUUGACCUGAACGACUACUUCACAAACAAGCUACUAAAACUACUUUAUGAAAUUUUAUCUGAAAAUAAAAACUCGGUGGUGUACAAUUUGUACUACCACACAAUUAUGAAGAAGGACAACAUGAAUAAGAUUAUAAGAAUAUUGUCUAGAAAUGUACAAAAUAAUUUAAAUCGAGCAAAUAUCACUCUCAUCCUGAGGAUCCUCUACAUCCUAUCCUUUCAUCAAGCCUUCUACAGAAAUGGAUUAAACAGCUUAAGGAAAAACAAAAAUUACACACUUCUGUAUGGAAAUGUGGCAAAAUAUAUGGAAGACAUAAAGGCAGGAAGCUUUAUUAAGGAAUUGCAAAAGUGGGAUAAACUGAUUGAGUGCUUAAAAACGUUAACUCUCUUUUUCGAAUGUAAGUACACAAAUCAGAACUCGCUUUACAUAUCUGAUGAGAAGAAGGAGCAGUUUCUCUUGGAUAAUAAGAUUUUUAAAAAAAAAUUAAACAAUAUUUAUAAUAGGCAUUUUAUUUGCGAAUAUAAAGAUCUUAUUAUCAUUCGAAAAACGAACAUUUUGCUAAAGGCCCUGGGGGUGAAUAUGUUCGAUCUGUACAAUGAUAUCGUUUGUUCAGACAGGGAAAAGAAGCCCCAUGAUUAUUUGAUGAAGGAAAGUGAGCAACGAAGGGGACUUUUCCAUCAUGUGGGGAAUGCCCUUUGGGGAUAUUUUGCAAAAGCGAGGAGGUACAUGCAGAGGCAGACCCUGGACGAUUGUCUCCCCAUGGAGGAUUCCAGGAGGGCUGGCCCCAUCCUUGGUGAGAGCAGCGGUGUGAGUUCCCUCCCUGCGGAAGCACAAACGAAGGCAGAGGGCACACACACACAGAACGGAAGCGCACCCACUAAAGAUACACCGGAACAAAAAAGUAUAAAGAAGCGAACAUAUAUAUAUGACCUGAACAGCAAGGAACACAUAAGUAUGGACAAAUUUCGAAACCUAGUAAUCGAAUUGAAAAAAAAAAAAAAAAGAAAAUUGAGAAUCUUAUGUUUGGAUGGAGGAGGAAUGCGAGGAUUACUCUCCAUAGAAAUAUUAAAAUGUAUAAAUAGCCAUUUGAAAAAAAACAUUUUUGAAUACUUCGACAUCAUCUGUGGUACAAGCACAGGCGCCAUCAUAUCCAUUCUGAUCGGCCUGGAAAAGGCACACUUAAAUGAAGUCGAAUUUUUGUAUAAUCUGUUGAUUAACAAAAUUUUUCAAAAGGACACGUAUGCAGUGAGGAAUACGAGAUACUUGUUUAAGCAUUCUUACUAUGAUGCAAAUAUAUUGAGUAACAUUUUAAAUUCCUUUUUUAAAAAUAUGAGAAUGUUUCAUUACAAUGCGGACUUUUUCACUCCAUACGUAUUUACCGUAUCGACUCAAAUGAAUGUCACUCCUCUGCAACCUGUGAUAUUAAAAAAUUACACUGCCAACCUGGUCAAAAUUAAAGGUGCUAAAAAGGCAGAUGUGCGUGACGCUGUUACAUCAACCAAUUAUGAUUAUAUCGGGGAGCGGGAAGAGGAGAAUGGUAAGGAAGACGAAAGGUGGGCAAGUGUGCACAGCAAUGAGGCAUCGGACGACCAGCAAAACGAUGGGAAGGAUGCAAAUCAUGCUAUGCACGUGAGAAGUGCGAACGGUGCGAUGGAGGGGAAUGACGCCAAGGUUGAGGAAGACGUAAACCUUUCCGACAAGACAAACCCUCACACAAGUGACAUCUACGUUAACCAAAAUAUAAAUAGCGUGAGUAUUUAUAAAAGCUUUUACAACAUUUUUGUCAAGUACGUAUUGAGGUGCACCACUGCCGCGCCAGGAUUUUUUAAUUUCUUCUCCUUCGACAGCAACAUAUAUGCGGACGGAGCCAUCUGCUUUAAUAACCCUACCCUCGUAAGCCUCAACGAAAUGAAAUUAAUUUUUUACAACUACCUGCACAGUCGGAAGAGUACCCUAAUGGACAAGGUAAAACGCUUUCUCUUCCAAAAAAAAGAAUUGGUGGAGGAAAAAAAUAAGGCAAUCAAUUUGAAUGAUUACAUUGACUGCAUCGUAAGCGUGGGCACUGGAAAAUUUAAACCAAAAAAUAUAAACGAACUGAACGGAAAUAAAACGUAUGACACAUUCCUGCGGUGGGAUGUACUCUUAAAACAAAUUGUGUAUUCAAUCACCAACACGGAAUUGACACACGACAUCUGCAAUAACGUACUCGAUAGAAAUAAAUAUUUCCGAUUCAACUGCUUCAUUAAUAAUAUCAAGUUGGACGAAACGUCCCCUGAAAUUAUUAACAAGUUGAAGCAAAUAGGAAAACGCUACUUCGAAGAUCAUGCUUAUAAUCAAAAGAAGCUCAUCCAGUUGGUUGACAUUUUGGAGGACAGCCGAGAUGUGAAGGAGUAUCAACAGAGACAAAAGAAGAUAUGGGGAGAAUCCUACCUUGAUAGACUGAAAUGCAAAAUUUCUGGCUUCCUUUUCCCUAAUUGGAGAGCAGUGGACCAGGUUGCAACAUCACAUCAGGGUGGCAGUGCGGAACAAAAGGGGGGACAACUGCCCCCUUCAUCUCACCCACUCAACGCAGAGAAGACAGGCGCACAAGCCAAUACGCAAACGAGUACACAAUCUAACACACGAAGCUCUGCCCCGUAUCGAAACUUCAAUUUUGGCCUCGUGGACGAAGACGAAAAAUUUGACCUAAACAACAUUGAAGAAAUUCUAGACAUUAUAAACAAAAGUAACAACUCGGGUAGCAGUACAAGCACAAGCACCUCUAACGGGUUCUUCAACUACUUCACCAACCUCUUCCAAAACAAUAAUAAAUUUCUCAAGAAGCUAGAGAGUGUACACAAAAAUAAUUUCUUUAGUAGAUCCAAGAGGGAAAAAAACGACUACGUUAAUGUCGUACCACUUACAGGCAUUCGAGUUUUACUAAACGAAAUAUAUUUUAUCCUUUUGAAAAAAAACUUAUACUUUCACACUGAUGUGUCCAUCUCUGAUGUUGAAGAAAUGAGUAAAAAAAAUUACGACAUCAAUAUUGAUAAAAUGAUUCCAUACAAUGUGGCUAGCUCCCAAGGGGAAAAGGGAAUCGAUGAUAAUCCUAACGCCCCUGGGGGAAAGAACCAAAUACCGUAUGGAAACGCCUCAUCAGAUGAUUCCCCCCCCAAUGAUGAAAUUUCAAAAAAUGAAAACCAUACAAAUGCCAAUUCGAACGAUGCAAAGAGAAAAAAAAGUGUGAACUCAUCUAAGGACCCCCCAUCUGAUGAAGAUCUAGACGAAGAUAAUCAUCCACAUAACCCUAAAGGACCAUCCAGUGGUCCACAACCGAAAAAAAAUAAUGACUUUCAAAAUUCAUCAUUCAAUAGAAAUCACACAAGUUAUGAACCAGGAGGAAGUUACUACCAGUCUGAAGAUACACAAAAAGACGAUCCUUUACGCGAGACACUUGUAAGGGACGAAAAAAUAAACACGUCCGAUAUGGUAGACAAUUCAGCCAUAAAUAAAAAAAAAAUUCUCAACAGGGAUGUAAAUAUGAACCACGUAAACUACAAGUUUUUUAAAUCCAUGAGCACGGAAGCAACUGAUGGGAAGAAGCAAAAUAUAAUAGAGUUGUUGCGAAAUGUAUUUUUUAAACGGGAAGCUUAA